AUGGCCAGUAAUGAGCUUCAGACCGUUUUCGUCCGCGUUGAAGGACUUAAAAAGACUAUUUUUGACGGCGAAGUAAAGUCCCAGGGACACGAGGUGACGACCGAAUCAGGAGGGAAACAUAUGUGUGACGGCACCAAAUGUGGGCAGCAGCGUACACCGGGCAAUACGCCGACGGCUAGCCUGGAUACCGCAUCCAACCACGGUAAAAAUUUCAAAUUUGAUGGAAAAUGGUUCGAAUCUAUGGGUGACUUUUUAAUCGACAAAAUUGGAGACGACAAGGGCUGGUGGCACAUAUUUGUUAAUGGACAGUAUCUGCAGGUUGGAGGAUGUCAGUAUCAGACUCAGCCUUAUAGUUACAUUCUCUGGGCUUAUGAUGGCUCUCGGCCCUCUCCAUUAAAGCUUGAGGUACUCUCAGCUACCCGAGUUAACCAGGAGACAAUAUUCUCUGUAAAGAAUUGGGAGACAGGGGGUCCCGUGGGGUCUGCGACUGUGCAUGGGGUUCAAUCAGAUGAAAAUGGAAUUGCUAUAGUGAUCUUUAAAGAAAGGGGCAAGAUUCCUGUGAGGGCAGAGAAGGAUAAAUGGAUCAGGUCAAACACUCUUACUGUCAAUGUUACAUAG
Molecule: messenger RNA, 618 nt
Organism: Metarhizium acridum CQMa 102
Lineage: Eukaryota; Fungi; Ascomycota; Sordariomycetes; Hypocreales; Clavicipitaceae
Source: RefSeq, a predicted model, not a curated record